CUCGGAUCUCCAACAGCCUGCCAUCUUUCUCAACACCUUUCGUCACUUCAUUUCAUUGAUUUAUUGUUUCUUUCUUACACUCGCUAUAUAAAAACAUCGUUGACGUUUCAAGCAUUGUAACUGGUCCUGUCAAUCUCCACCGUUUUCACGAUCCCAACGGCGUCGAGUCACUGCAUCCACUUCCGCGGUCGACCAAAUCUCUCGCUUGUAGCCAAAAUAAACCUGCCAUCACAGUCUGACAUCAACGCUUGGUCCAGCCACGACUAUCAGAAGACUCUCUAUCGCUCCAACUCAGUGGCCCGAGUGUAUAGGGCGUGUAUCUCAGUUGCUGCGGCCAGGAGUUGUCGAGACUGUGUAAGGAUCAUAGAUUGGUCUUUUUGUUAUGGGGUUUGCUGCUGAUCACAUCUUAUGCAGGUUGCCGUACGCGAUCCAACUCCUUUCCAUGGUCUUGUCCUAGUCUCGACUUGCAUACCCAUCCCUUCUUGCUCUUUGGUCACGGUCCUGAACCGUUGACCGUACAGUCAGCCAGACACCGAGCUCUCCUUGCCCUGCUGCCCCGGUCGGGUACCUGCGACCGGUCGAAACCACCUUCAUGCCAAUCAAACUGCCAAAGGGUUUCCAAAGAAGAAAAUCCUCUGCAAAUGCCUUGGACGAGGUGCAAAAUCCUCCGGGAGCUUCAUCUUCCUUCAGAGUCUUGGACAGGCCAGCGAGUAAAGGAAAGUCUUUCGAUGGGGGUGUGUCGUUGAGGACGGGCGGGUCUCCCGUCCCAAGGCCUCCUCCGAAAGAUCAAUUUGGCGACGAGGAGGGCGAAAUGUUUGCAAGUGGACGUCUCGAUGCAGGUAACCGUGGGAGCGCCGGUACUGAACACUCGCAUUCGACUGCACAAAACGACAGUGCUGCAUCCUCUGCACGCCUGAGCACUUCUUCGACAAAUCCAUCUUCCGUCGACACGCGUUCAGAGAAGAAUAUACAAGCCCCUGGAUCGGGACCCUUCAAUGACAUUCCUGUGCCGCCUCCUUCAUCGGCACGGCAUGGGUUCCUACGGAGUCCACCCCGUGCCCUUUCUUUCGGCGUCAACAAGGGCAGCCGAUCAUCGCCAACCUCAUCACCUAGCGGCCUACCCCCGCAGACUGAUAAAACUAGGAGCAGGGCUGUUACGACGAGCACAGCAAGCACUGUUACGCCCCCACGGUUGUUCGAUUCCGACCUUGCAUUGGAGAACUCCGAACUAGAUGGCUUCGGGAACAUGUUCGACCAUAUUGGGUCAAGCCCGGCCCCGGUUCGGCUUAUCCAGCAAGAGGAACCCACUUCCUCUCCGACAAGCUAUCCUCCUACCAGCUACUCCGGUGCAGCUCCUGUCCGCAUGAGUCGAGCACCGGCUCCGCGACCCAUUUUCACCGAUCGCUCACAAAUAGUCGAGUCCUCCCCUUACUCGUGGACUUCGAAAACCUCCCACGAUGGCCUGAUCCGCUCACCCAGUCCCUCCAGGACCAUCACCCAGGGCAGCCCGGUUAAAAAGCGGGAGCCAGUUGCGCAGAGCCCUCAGAAACAAUUGCCACAUACUAGAAUGCCCUCUAGAAGAGCAGUUGGCCAAAGAUCACCUUCGCAAGAUCAGGGCAUUGGGUCUCCGCCACCACUCCUGCAGGCGAAGUCAACAGACAGCAGUAGCAAUCUUCUAUCUUCUAGUCCGACCACAAUCUCGGCUGAAAAGAUGGAGGGAGGCCUAUCCCCGAGUUCGACGCACAGCGCAACCUUUGAUCCGUCCAUUGCGGCUGAUGCUCAACUUGCCCACAUGUAUCAAGAAACCCCGGCUGCACCUCCGAAACCAGUCUUCACAAACAAAGUCAUGACUCCGGCACAAUGGGAACGCUAUAAGCAGCAGAAAGAGAUGGACCGCAGACUGGGUGCUCUAUCAGACGAUAGCAGUUCGAAUGCCGAUGACGACGACGAUGAGGAUGAGAUGGAACGUGACCGUCAGGCGACCAAACAGCGGCGGAAGCAAGAGGCUCACCUCGCUGUUUACCGGCAGCAAAUGAUGAAGGUCACUGGUGAAAAGACCCAAUCUCGACCCGAAAGUAGUCUCAGCAUCUCGCGGCCUGGCAAUGGGAGCUCCACCGAGCUCAACAACCGACUUUCGAGUAUGACCCUGGACCCAAAUCAAGCUGGCGGAGAUGAUGUAGACGAGGAUGAAGAUGUUCCCCUCGGGAUCCUGGCCGCGCAUGGGUUUCCCAACAAGAACCGACCACCUACACGAUUGGCAACUUCGCCGUCAAAUUCAAAUCUUCGCAGCAUCAGCCACGCUCAAACGGCCCCUUCGGUGGUCAGCCAAGCUCCAGUUGUAAGCCAACCUCCGAAAGGCGGUAACCUGCCUCCAUUUGCUCGACAUCUUCCCCAAGAUCCAUACUACGGAGCUAGCCUCGUCAAUCCGUCAAAUCGGGAAUCUCUGUCCAUUCAUGCAGCUAGUCCGCCCCAGGGUACUGGAUCUUCGACUGCUCAUCCAAUUCAUCCCGCUGGACUUGUUGGCGUCAUUGCAGGCGAAGAAAGAGCUCGUGCUGCGAGGAGAGGAAGUCCAAACCCGUCUGGAAACUAUGAUGUGCCUGGCAUGCCUCCACAUCCAGCAAUGGUCAGAUCGCAGACCACCGGGACGAUGCCUGGUAUGGGUUACCCUCCAACGGGAAUGCCAGGAAUGCCUCCAUUACUGACCCCAGGUGAUCAAGCUCAAAUUCAGAUGUCACAGCAAAUGAAUCAAAUGAUGCAGAUGCAGAUGCAGUGGAUGCAACAGAUGCAGCAGAUGAUGGGAAGCCAGUUCAAUCCAAAUCAGGCUAUGCCUCCUCAAUUUGCACCACCACGGCCACAAUCAAUGCACAUGCAGAAUCGACCGGCUUCUCAAGGAGGACAGAGGACUAUGAGUGUGCUCAACCCUAGCAUGGCGCCGUGGAACACCAACCAACCAUUCGUCCCUUCAAUCCACCUCAACGCCGACUACGCACCUUCGAUAGCACCUUCGGAGCGAAGCAAUAUUGGGCUUGCCUCUAGGUACCGGCCAGUCUCGAUUGCACCGGAGCCUGAAACGACUUCUAGCAAGCGCGCUUCCACAUUCACAUCUUCAAGUUUUCAACCGUGGGGUCGAAACCACAACAGCCCUCCGGUGCCGAUGCAUGCUGCCAGACCCUCCGCCAAUAUUCAGGGUAGGAAGUCCCCUCUGGCGGCCCAGGACGAUGAGGACGACGAGCAGGGUUGGGCUGAGAUGAAGAUGAAGAAAGAUAAGAAGCAAAAGACUUGGGCAGUCCGUAAGGGACAGAACACUUUGCAGGAAUUGUACAACACCGCAUCAUAGUAUGAUGCAUCACAACAACUAAGUGCCGUUUUCGAGUAAUUUGAGGAUCAGCAGUCUUCUACAACUCCACAGAUGAGGAGAUUUUUGGAAACUUCACAGGACCGACGACCGUCGGAAUCUUCUCAGAAUCAGCAUCCUCCAAGCAAGUAAUGAGCGGCAUCUUUUGGUUAUUCGGUUCGGACAAAGCGAUAGCAUGAAGGAUGGAUUGGCAAAAGUUUUUGAGUAAUUGGUAUAGGAUGAGGGACGUGUAACCCUCUUGGUUAUAUAGAAGGCGGUUGGACUUCUAAGAUACAUACUAUUCACAAGAUCAGGAUAAUUAAUACGUUGGCCUCGAAGACUGGAAAGACAUUCAAGACCUGGAGGGGAC
Messenger RNA from Exophiala xenobiotica, 3704 nucleotides. RefSeq lists its product as uncharacterized. NCBI's taxonomy places the organism in Eukaryota, Fungi, Ascomycota, Eurotiomycetes, Chaetothyriales, Herpotrichiellaceae. The transcript has 3 exons. The record is from RefSeq and is a predicted model, not a curated record. Bases 593 to 3337 code for a protein of 914 amino acids.